CUCAAACCGGCGGAAAAAAGCCACGAAGCCAGAACAGGUUUUUCCUCCAUGUCCUACUUAUAGCGUCGCGGUGUUCCUGAUAAAGCCCACAUAUGAAAUUAAAGCUCACACAGCCACACUGGACUGGCAAACGACGGAUACUCAAAGCAUAACACGUUUGCUUUUCCAAUAUAAAGGAUGAAUUCAAUACGACAGGUGCCUUCGCGGGUCAAAAGCAGAAGGACGGAGUCGGUUUUAGGAGCCGAGAGGGAACAUUUCGAAAAACAGCAGCUCAGCAGCAUCAGCAAGGCAAUCAAUUCCACAGAGACACCACUGAAGGAGAAGCAUGCACGCAGAAUCAUUUUGGGAACCCACAGAGAGAAAGGGGCCUAUACCUUCUGGUCAUACGCCGUUGGUCUGCCCUUGCCAAGCAGCGCCAUCCUCAGCUGGAAGUUCUGCCAUGUGUUACACAAAAUCUUGCGCGAUGGCCACCGAAAUACGUUACAAGACUGCAUGAGGCACUACAGCGACAUUGCAGAGACAGGGUUAUUAUGGACUAACACACGGGACAGACACGGAUAUGCACUGCUGGUUUCUCUAUAUGCCAAACUCCUCUGUACCAAGAUUGAGUUUCACACAAAGCAUUCUGAAAUUCCAGCCAGUCUGGAAGUCACGGAUGAACUCCUGGAGCGUACGGCUGGAACAGACAUCAAUAACGUGUUCCAGCUCACAGUAGAGGUGUUUGAUUACAUGGAUGCUGAGCUUCGAUUAGCAGAAGCAGUGCUUCACCAGCUCAACAUGUCGAUCGCCAUCUCCACACUGACGUCAGGCCAGUGUAAACUAGCACCGCUCAUCCAGGUCAUCCAGGACUGCAGUCACCUGUACCACUACACCGUCAAACUGCUCUUCAAACUGCACGCCUGUUUACCAGCAGACACACUCCAAGGACACCGUGAACGCUUCCAUGAUCAGUUCCACAGUCUCAAAACAUUCCUCAAUAAAGCACGAGACAUGUUGUACUUCAAGAGACUCAUCCAGAUACCGAGACUGCCUGAUUCUCCACCCAACUUCCUUCGAGCCUCUGCCCUGGCUGAGCAUGUGAAACCCAUGGUGGUCAUCCCAGAUGAAGAGGAGCUUGAGGAGCAGGAGGAGGAUGAACCCGAGCCUUUGAUAGACGUUAGCGAAGCACUGCCAACUGCAGCCUCUCAGCCACUACAGAGUGAUAUAUUUGAUCAGGCAUUUGGACCACCUAAAGAUGGAUUUGAUGAUAGAGACCUCCAAAUCGAACGGUUGAAACGUGAAAUCGAAUUGCUUCAAGCUGAGCUUGAGAAAAUCAAAGGAGAGGCUCAGCGAUAUAUCACGCAGCUGAAGGCACAGAUCAAUAGUCUUGAGGCGGAACUGGAGGAACAGCGUAUGCAGAAACAGCGCACCCUUGUGGAGAAUGAGCAGCUGCGCAUGGAGCUGGAGGCCACCCAUCGCCGCAACACUGAACAUGAGAGCAUGCAGACCAACUUUGUGGAGACAGAAAAACGAGCCCAAGCAACAGAACUGCGUUAUAAUAAACUGAAAGAAAAACAUGCCGAACUGGUUGCCAACCACGCUGAACUCCUUCGAAAGAGUGCAGACACGGUAAAGAUGCUGUCGGCCACGCAGCAGACUCAAGAGGAAAUUGAACGAACUAAGCAACAGUUAGCCUUCGAGGUAGACCGAGUCAAACAAGAAUCAGACAUGAAGUAUGACGAACAGAAGUUUGAAAUGGAUAAGCUGAGGAGGGAGCUUGAAGCCAAGGCUGCAGAGAUCCAAAAAGUCAGGAGUUCAUUGCAGACCUCUGAGAUGACAGGAGUGCAGAUGAACAGCUCUAUGGCUGCACUUCAGGCUGAGAAGGAAAGGCUAACACAGUCUAUGAGUAAGAAAGAUGCUGAGCUAUCUUCGCUGAAGAAGGAGUCUCAGCUGAAAGAGUCUUCUCUACAGCAGGAGCGAGACAGGACCAUCAGAGAGCUGGAGGAACUACAAGGCAAACUUAAAGAAAAGUUGAGUCGUGAAGAGCAGCUGCAGCAGAAGUUGUUAGAUGAGCAGUUCACCCUGCUGCAGGCCACAGUCACAGAGGCCGAGAACAUUAUUCAGGACGCUGUGGCUAAACUAGACGACCCCAUACACAUCAGCUGUUCCAGCUCUCCAGAUUACCUCAUCAGCCGGGCUGAGGCCACGCUGGGCUCUGUAGAGAAGGUGCAGGCAGGCCACUCUGAGUAUGUGAAGAGUAUGAAGGAUGCUGGGGGUCUGGUUAGGGCUCUCACUAUGUUUUCUCAUCUUGCUGCCGACACAAUAGUCAACGGAAGUGCGACGGCACACAUGGCCCCUACUGACCAUGCUGAUCGUUUGACUGAGCAGUGUAAGAGUUGCGCCACCCAGAGUCUGCAGUAUCUUAAGAAUCUUAAAUCCAAAGCAUCUCUAAGGGGGGCUGAUCCUACCGCCAUCCAAGCAGCGGUGCAGAAGAUUCUUAGAAUAGGCAAGGAUCUAAGGCCAAAAGGUAUAGAUGUCGGCAAGGAUGAGCUGGGAGAUAUGGUGGAUAAAGAAAUGGCUGCUACCUCUGCUGCUAUUGAGGAGGCUGUUAGGAGAAUAGAUGAAAUGAUGAGUCAGACCAGAAAAGACGCAACAGGGGUCCAGCUGGAGGUCAAUGAAAGGAUCCUGAACAGCUGCACUGACCUGAUGAAGGCCAUUCGUCUUCUGGUGUUGGCAUCCACAGACCUGCAGAAGGAGAUUGUGGAAGGUGGAAGGGGCGCAGCUUCAGUGAGAGAGUUUUAUGCGCGUAAUUCUCGCUGGACCGAGGGUCUCAUUUCUGCAUCCAAAGCUGUGGGAUGGGGGGCGACACAGAUGGUUGAUUCUGCUGAUAAAGUGGUGUUGCACACAGGGAAAUAUGAAGAGUUGAUCGUCUGCUCUCACGAGAUCGCUGCUAGUACUGCACAGCUUGUUGCAGCCUCCAAGGUGAAAGCUGACCGCGGCAGUAAAAAGCUUGGCAAUCUCCAGCAGGCCUCUCGUCAUGUUAAUGAGAUGGCUGCUAAAGUGGUGGCGUCCACCAAGACAGGGCAGGACCAGGUCGAGGAUAAGGACACCAUGGACUUCUCUGGACUUUCUCUAAUUAAGCUCAAAAAAGAAGAAAUGGAAUCACAGGUGAAGGUUUUGGAGCUUGAGACGAUGUUGGAGAAUGAGCGUCUGCGUUUGGGUGAACUCAGAAAGAAACACUAUGAAAUAGCAGGAGUUCCUGUAGAACAGCUGUCUGAAGACAAUGGCCUGAAAGCAUCUCCAGCCUCCCCAAAACCCAGCUCCAAACCCGGCCUAAUGAAGAAACCAGUUCUCGCACAAAAACCCAACAUACCACCUAAAGCCACGUUAAGGUGAGCACAUCUGGAUGGAUGUUUGAAGACUCAGUGACUGUCAAAUGGAUGUGAAUACAAAACCCAUCUCAAAUCUUCCUGUCAUGUUUCUCUUUCUUUUUUCCCCGAUGUCUGCUCACUUAAAUGUUUUAUUAUAUCUUCCGCGUGAGACCUUUGCCUUUUUCCCUCAUUUGAGAGUGCCUUAGGGGCUAUAAAUAAUGUUUAUUUUAGAUAUAGAGCCAUAGUUCUGGGUGUUCCUCGUACAUUUAUAACCCAUUUAUUUUAUAAAUAACACUAUAAGACAAAUAGUGUUUAACAUCUGGCUGAAAUGGUCAGUUUACCCUCAAAAUAAUGACCGCUAAUUGGAAAAACAUGCCUACAUUUUUGCAAAACUCCAAAGAUGCGUUUAUAUGAACAAUUCACUGUAGUCUGUUGCUGAAAUGAACACUAAUGUCAAGAAACAUUACUGUAAACUCUUCUUAAUAAGUUUGAUUACAUCACCAAUUAUUGAUUACUAAUUUAAUUUAUUAAUUUAUUUGUGCGUGUGUGUGUGUUUACUGUGAUGUUAUGUCUUCAAAACAUACCACAGUGUAUUUCUAAACCACUACAUUUUGAUAUUUACAUCACAUAAUCAUCGUUUUUUGACAAUAAACUUGAAAAAGAGAGAUCAAAUGCUUUUAGAAGCUAACUUAAAAAUCACGGCUGCUUCAGAAAACGCUUCUUUAUAUGGCUUUUUAGGUUUGGGAUAGGGUUUAGUGUAGAUUUAACUCUGCAUUUCACUUUGUAGAUGUUGUUAUAUUGGAUAUUAUCAUUUUGCAGAAAUGUCGUCAGUUUUUCCAAUGGUUAUGUUUGUAAAACGGUGUUCAUUUACGCAUCUUCAUGUUGUUUAAUACCUUGCCUUUCUUAUUUAGAACAUACAGAAGAGAUAUUUCAAACAGUUUGGAUGUCACAGACUUUAAUAGUAGAUUACACUGUAAAAAAAAAUGUUGGCAUCCAUACAAUUCAUUCAUGUUGUCCGAACGCAAAUCGAUUAAGUUAACAAAAUUAAGUGGCUUGAACAUGAAACAAUUAAGUUGUCCCAAAAAAGAAAAUCGCAAGAAUUUUAAUUUUAAAGGUGCUGUAUGUAAGUUUUAGACUCUUCUAAAGAAUAAAAAUACUUUCAUGUGUUUGCAGAUAUUUAAGAAACAUGCUCAGUGAACAUUCUUGAUUAUCUGGAAAACAGUGCUGAAGUCAGAUAUUCUGCUUUGAAAGUGUGUUACGUGCCGGAACAUCCGUCUUUGUUUUGAUCAUUUAAUCUGGCCACUGCCAGGUUAGCCAAUUAUAUUUCAGCACCCGAGUUGCCUUAGGAGAAAACAGAGUAUUUUAUUCAUUCAGUCAUGAAGGCUCUCAAAGUAUGUGUUCGUGACCGAAAUUCGACCUCCGGUGGACAGUAGCAGACUCCAAAAUGAGACUCAUAUUGAGAGUUCCACAUGAGGUUAUUAAUUAGCAAAUAAUAUAAACAUUACCAACGUAAACAUUAGGUGAGCAGGUUACAUUGUAACUCCGUGUCCUAACAACACGCUACGUGAAGAGAUUUGCAGUGAUAAAAAAUUUGGCUGUUUUGACCAGACGAAGGACCCAGAAACCCAGAAAGGACCCAUUCAGAAGCAUAGAAUAGUGCACUCACUGCACUCCAGGGAAAUAGUAAGGUUUAUAAUCUAAUUGAUACAUAUUAACCCUUUUUAACAUUAUUAAAUGUAGACGCUGAAUCACUGAUAUGUGUUGGUUUGCGUUAUUCCACAGUUCUAAAGUUCCAUUUCAAAUGGUUUAUUUUAUUUUCCAGAUCUGAGGUGAACUAUCUGCUGCUGCUUUCAGUAGUAUGACAAUAAAUGUCAGGUAAAAUGGCAUUCAAACUCACAUUAUUAGCAUUAAACAAUGAAUAAAGCACAUGAGGUGUACCUGAGGUGAUCGUUUUCAUAGUUUUCUGUUGUUCAGCUGCAAGAAAUAGAAGCCGUUUCUAUAUAUUUCAGGUGUUGAUUAGGACAAAAUGUCUUUUUAAUAUGGAAAAUAUUCUUAUGUCUUGUGCCAUUGCUUUUAUUUAAGGUUUACACGGUUUAAAUCAGCCUUAAAUCAGACUUUAGGCUCGACAGUCAGGCACAAUUCUGUUGAUGUCGUCAAUCUGGCAACCCGCGCUUGCAUGUGUUUUGAACAAGGGGUGCAAUACCUAGUUUAACCACUGGGUGUCAAACUUACAUACUGCACCUUUAAAUAAAUAGUUUGAACAAGCAGCAAAACAUAUUUUUUACAGUGUAGACACACACACAAAAACACUGCAAUAUUAUUUUUGUUUUCCAUUAAAGAAAUGCAUAGAGAUUGGGUGUUACUUUAGGGUGGGAAAAAUGAUUCUAUAAAUGAUUAUCAAGUAGUCGCGGAGGUGGACUGUCCUUAAAAGUUGGAAAAUUGGAUUUUACAUAGUUUUUUUGUGUGUGAUUAUAUAUAAAUAUCAAAAUAUUUGAUGACAAACAUAAUUAUCAUGGUUAAAAAUCCUUUUUCAGUGUCGCUGCAUAUCGACCAGGAACUGUAUAUUCAGACUCUAUUGACCUAUUCCCUUUAAAGUAGGGUGUUACCGAAAUGUCUUUUGCUUUUUACUCUGUCCUAAUAAUAAAUGUGUCGUCUAUGCAUCAACAUGUAUAUUAAUAUUAUUUUAGUCUAUCAUAUUUUAGCCAUGUUUGAAUGUCUCUUGUGAUAAACAUAAAAUAAACAAAUAUUUGGGGAAGAAA
This is a messenger RNA of Danio aesculapii, 6109 nucleotides long. RefSeq names its product huntingtin interacting protein 1 related b (gene hip1rb). The record is from RefSeq and is a predicted model, not a curated record. Lineage: Eukaryota; Metazoa; Chordata; Actinopteri; Cypriniformes; Danionidae. Gene Ontology annotation, cellular component: actin cortical patch; clathrin-coated vesicle. Gene Ontology annotation, biological process: actin filament organization; clathrin coat assembly; endocytosis. Bases 178 to 3375 code for a protein of 1065 amino acids. Gene Ontology annotation, molecular function: clathrin light chain binding; clathrin-cargo adaptor activity; phosphatidylinositol-3,5-bisphosphate binding. The transcript is spliced from 32 exons.